CCUGCGAAGAUAUCUGAAUUCUCUGAGUUUGCAGAGAUUUGUUGCUUUAUUAACCACUUCGGAGAAAAACUCGGCGUUCUGCUCACCUUUCCUCGAAUCGCUCGUCUUUUGUCAUGCGAAACAGAUGGUAGUCUCUCCCUUAAUGCAACUCUAUGUUUUAACAUUGUUGGGCUUACCCCGUCGUUUAACCCUUUAAGCCGAUCUACAAUCUCUGACUACUCUGGUACUUUGGGUCGAUUUUUGCAGCGUCAUGCGUACAACUGUGACGAACUUAAGUCGGUUGGUGAUGGACUCAAUAACGGUAGUCUACCGACUCUCUUCUUCUCCCUUCCUCCGCAGCUACGUCUCCGUGUCCUCCUCUUCUGUCUGGAGACUCAAUUCCAUCUUAAUGUGCCUUUCAAGGAGAAGGUGAAGACUAUGGACUCGCAGACUCUUCGAACCCCGCCUUUGGGUGUGGACAUCUUUGGCAACUCCUAUUGGCUCCUCGUAGACACAGAAUGCAAUUUCCUUCUCUAUCGCUCCUCUGCAGACGACAUGAAUUUAGAGCUACUCAGUGAUUCGUUCUCCACUCUUGAGACUGUGAUUGACGAUCUCAAAGAUGAGAAAUACGAACAGACCCCCAUUUCGGAGCUGUACUCAAUCUUUCGCGUCUCUGCUAAGCAGGAACCUCCGGAUUUAAUAAACUUUCCAUCUCCUCCAACUCUUCCGGAUAUCGUGGCACCAAAAGACGCCAAACUUGAUGACACGAACGCUCAUGUUAAGUCAGAAGUGGUGGAACCUCAGGAAAGGAAAUCUGAGGGAACUGAACGGGAAGAGAAAGGGAAGACAGAGGAGCAGACUACUGCAACGUGUUUGGAGACACCUGCAGAACAAGUUGACGAGAAGCCAGCUUCUGGGGCGCUCGCUAGCUUCUUUUUUCAACUUUCAAGCGUCAAAACCGAAGAACCUCAGGAGACAAUCGGUCUCCGUCGCAGUGGUCGAAAGCGCAAGCAGGUGGAAUUUCUCGCGAUGGAGUCCUUCAACAAAGGCACAAAAUCGCGAGGCAAGAAGUCCAUCUCCAUUUCGACAUCGAAGAAAUGUCGACGAAAGGAAGGGAAGUUAAAAAAGGAUAAGUUUCGAAAGAAAAAGGCAUCAAAAAAGCGAAGAAGACGUUGUCGAGGGAAAAAAUCCCGAAAUGGUCAUAAUGGCAACAGCGGGUGUUUGUGGACUCGUUCUCCCGAAGACUCUGAAACGGACAAUGAGGAGGAUGAGGACGACGAUAUGUGGAACGAUACCGGCUCGAAUGAUCCCGAUGAUAGUGGGUCCUCCCUUCAGGAUGGGGAAAAACAAUCACCUCGUGAUUGGUUGGAGGAACUUGAAAGUGAUUUUGACUUAGACGCUGAGGAUGGCGGUGACUUGGGCAUUGUAGCUGGACGAAACCUUCAGCGUCAAAAGUCCCAGGUUUUGGAUGAGGCGCCGUGCCAGAUUUGCACCAAAUCAAAUCAUCCAGAAUGGCUUCUCCUCUGUGAUUCCUGUGAUCUUGGAUUCCAUGCUCAAUGCCUUCGUCCAGCUCUUCAUCUCAUCCCUGAAGGUGACUGGUUCUGUCCACGCUGUCUACACACUCGGUUGGUCUCUGCUCUUGUUGAGCAAUUUUCUACUCUCCAAGCACGCAGCAAGAAAUUGGACAGUGCUGCAAGGAUGCAGGAACGCUUGAAUUUUGUCAACAUCAGCGUCACAAACAUCUUACGAGAUGAGCGAACGCGUCGUCCAGUUGUAGACAGUGAUUCCUCGUCUGUCGAAAGUGAAGAGAGUUCUCACCGAGCAAGACGCAAACGUUCGCGUUACUACGAGAGUAGUGGCUCCACUUCUGAUGAAGUCUCAUCCUCUGAAGAAGAGGGUGAUGAUGACGAAGAAGAUGAGGAGGAGGAGGAAGAGGAGGAAGAAGAAGACGAACUACCCACUCGUACAACUCGUCAUCGGAAUGUUCACUACAAUGUGAAUGCUGCAUUUCAGCAAUUGGAUGAAGUGUUGGUGGAGGACGAGAAGUAUGCACAGGAACGUUUGGAGCGCAGCAAGGCCAAAAACCAGCACAGCGAUCGUGAGGAGACGGGUGAGGACAGGGACACGUCAUGUGGAGGACCUCCAAUGCCUGGUUCUGUGGUACUGAAGACUGCAAAACGGAACAGACUCUCUUCCUCUUCGGCAUCUUCUGCCUCAGAUAGUCGAGAACACAGCAAACGUCGACGACGUGUCUCACCUGGAAGUGAGGAAUUUCGGCCUUCCGAGGAAAGUGAAAAUGAUGAUGACGAAGAGGAGGAAUAUGAAGAAGAGGUGGAGCCCAACUCCUCAUCGGUGGAGUCGGUUUCAUCGGAUCAAAGUUGGAAAGUUGAUCGUAGACGACGGAGUGGGCGCCAUAGAAGAGGUGCUCGAAGGUCCAAACAUCUCCGUGGUGGGAGACUGGGUAAGGGAAGACGUGGACGUCGGAUUCCACACUUUGAAGGUCCGUCUAGUGAUGAAGAUGCUGAAGACAGCGUUCCCCUUAGACGCAGUUCAAGAGUUCGCGUAAACUAUAAAGAAAUAGAAAGCUCGGAAGAGGAGGGGGACGAAGAAGAAGGAGGAAGGGAAACCACAGUUGGAAGGAAUCCCUCGGGAAGAAGAGCUAAUGCUAUUUCUUCUGGUAGUGAAUAUGCUCCGAGCGAGGAGGCGGAAGCCUUUGAAGAAGAGGAGGAGGAAGGAGAAGCCGAGGACAUUGGAAGUAUCGAACCUUCUUCUUUGUUAGCUGCAAAAAUUCCAUCCAUCAUCCCCACGGCUCCGAAGGCUGAAAUUUCCCAAAUUUCCAAUCCGGUAGCUACCUCUCAUGAAGUGGGUGAUGGGAAGGAACCGCAAAUCGAGGAGGAUCCUAUGGAUUUGGUAAAGGAUGACCCUAUCUUUCAAAAUUUCGUGAUUGAUGAACUGGUCCUGCCAAUUCAGGAGACGGAGAAUACCUCUGAGGUGCAGCAAGGCAGUCCCACACUUUGA
This is a messenger RNA of Hydatigera taeniaeformis, 2997 nucleotides long. NCBI's taxonomy places the organism in Eukaryota, Metazoa, Platyhelminthes, Cestoda, Cyclophyllidea, Taeniidae. The record is from the annotation of a GenBank genome assembly.